Daucus carota subsp. sativus is the source of this 867-nucleotide messenger RNA. RefSeq lists its product as uncharacterized. NCBI's taxonomy places the organism in Eukaryota, Viridiplantae, Streptophyta, Magnoliopsida, Apiales, Apiaceae. The record is from RefSeq and is a predicted model, not a curated record. The transcript has a single exon. Bases 1 to 867 code for a protein of 288 amino acids.
AUGGACGUGAAUGUUGUGAAUAAACAUGGUUUCACAGCUUUAGACGUAGUUGAGCAGAUGCCUAAAGAUGUGAAAACCAUGGAAAUAAAGGAGCUCCUUAUCUCAGCUGGUGCUCUGAAUGCUAAAGAAAUUAAGAAAGCAGUAACCACGAGCAAUAACCCAAGGGUACAUGACGGAGUAGCAGCUGAUUAUGACGGGGAAGCAGGAGAAAGCAAGCUGAGAAUGAUGUGGAAGCAGGUUAAAAACUUCACUAUCUUUCAAGAGAAGAAGGAAAAGAGAGACGAGUCAUUAUUGGUAGCAGCAACUGUAGUAGCCGCGAUGGCUUACCAAGCAGCUAUUAGCCCUCCAGGAGGUAUGGCUGGAAUGGACGCUGCAGAAGAAACGAGAGACUCAAUUUCCCCUUUCAAAAAAUCAUAUUAUUUUGGACCUGCAUAUUCCCUUCUAGCCCUAUUUGAUCCCGAAAUCAGCAAUGACUUUUGGAUAUUCAACACCACCGCUUUUUUGGCUUCUCUAAGUGUGAUCUUUAUCUUUGUAAGCGGUGCAGCUCUGAAAAGACCAAUUUUUCUGUGGCUUAUUCGCGCGGCCGUGUGGAUCACUCUCUCAUCAAUGACUUUCGCCUAUGUUUAUGCAGUAAAAGCCACAACCCCAAAAAGUAAUGAUGAUAAAUUGAAUGAUGACACAUUUGUUGCAGUCGAGCUGGGACUAUUUAUAUGGAUAGGAUUCAUUUCCCUGUCCUUUUUCGUUCUAAUUUGUCGUUCAAUCCGCCAUGUGGUGGGAAAGAAAAGGGCUAAGAGGAAUAUAAAUACCAGGGAAGCUGCCGCUGCCUCCAGAGCCCAAAUCCUGAUAUUGUCUGAAAAAAAUAUUUAA